Molecule: messenger RNA, 1414 nt
Organism: Arabidopsis lyrata subsp. lyrata
Lineage: Eukaryota; Viridiplantae; Streptophyta; Magnoliopsida; Brassicales; Brassicaceae
Product: protein HEAT-INDUCED TAS1 TARGET 4
Exons: 4
Coding region: 395-1228 (277 amino acids)
Source: RefSeq, a predicted model, not a curated record
ACACCAACCAAUAUAUCCAAUAACUUGAAUCUUUCAUACAUCUUCAGAAGCUUAAAAAGAAUUUCAACUUUUCAGAUAAAAAUAUAGAAAUGGCUUUGGCGAGAAGUCUACUGGGUGCAAAGAAGAUUAAAAGCUCUGUUGUUUAAGACUUGGGAACAUUGGCAAUCUCAAAAUAAAACGGCGUCGUUAAGGAAAUAUGGCAAACGGCGUCAUAUUGAGGAAUAAAGUUGAAGUCACACAGCGACGUCGUUUCGGGACUAAGCUGAGAUGAAAUGGGUUUCGCGAGGGCUGUGAGAGUUUCGCGAACAUUCUCUGAUUUUCUCUCUACGCGACGGCGAUUGCGAUUGCGAGUGUCUCUUCUGAUUCUCUGUGUCUCGGGGAUAAGUAAUCGAAGAUGGAUAUGAAUCAGCUAUUCAUGCUAUCUAUGUCAAGGACUCGUGGCCUCUGUCACCCAGAUUGCGAAAAAGCAAGUAGUGAGCAAGAAGAUUACGAUGCAUCUCAACAUGCAGCUAUGGUAGCGGUGAAUCUGAUUAGCUCUGCACGGGUUAUCUUCAAACUUGACUCUGGGUAUACUGAGUACUCAGCUCAGUAUUUGGUGGAUAACGCUGGGAAGGAAGACGACCAGGGAGAAAUGGAUCAACAAAGCUCGCAGCUCACUAUCGAAAACCUCCUUCAGUAUAUGGAGGCGAACGUUUGGAACAAGAGGGAAGAUGUACAGGGAGAAAGGGAGCAACAUCUCACCGUCAAAGACUGCCUUGAAUGUGCUUUCAAGAAAGGGCUACCGAGAAGAGAACAUUGGGCACAUGUGGGAUGUACGUUCAAGGCUCCACCAUUUGCUUGUCACAUUCCUCGCGUGCCUAUGAAAGGAGAAGUGGUUGAGACUAAGAGUUUGGAUGAAGCAUUGAAGCUGUUGAAGCAACAACCGGUGGGAGCAAGACUCCAUUUAUUCAGUCCAGAGAUUGAUCGUGUUGGAGAGGGGCUUUACGAUGGCCCGUCAAGCAAUGGAUCAAGUUAUGUUGGACUUAGAGAUGCCAUCAUAGUCGCAGUGGAUAAGUCUGAGGGAAAAUUUGUUGCGACGGUGAAGAUCUGUUACAAGAAGAAGACUUCAUUUGUCAAAGUGUGUAUGAGGCGUAUGUUUGUCCAGCUUAAUGGUGACGAGGAGUCUCAGGUGAAAGAGCCAACAGGUCUGCUUGUUGACUUCUGUAUCCCACGCUUAUCUGUCAACUAAACAAGAGCUGAGUUCUUCUAGUUCUGGAACCUCUAUGUUGGUCCUUUUUUAAGAAUGUUUUAUCAGACUUAUUUUCUGCUUUUAAGUAUCUUGAAAACCGUAUGCUUGUUGUGAAACCCUGUUUGUGGUCUGAAGAUAAGAUUGUUUUAUGAGACUUUCAUAUGUUUAAGAACUUAUCUAUCGCUA